This is a messenger RNA of Owenia fusiformis, 1885 nucleotides long. NCBI's taxonomy places the organism in Eukaryota, Metazoa, Annelida, Polychaeta, Sabellida, Oweniidae. The record is from the annotation of a GenBank genome assembly.
UCUCCACUUUGAAGAGUGCUAAUUGAUUUGACAGGAAGGCAGUUUCCCGGUAUCUUAGUCCAGCAAGCAAUUAGCAAAAGCAGAGAUGUUAAAGGCCAAGAAAUAUGACUGGAAAGACUCCAACCUGGCACUCUUUGGAAGUGACACAGAAAAGGCAGUAAAAAAGGAGUCUGCUGAGGCAGAGCCAGCGUGGCAUGCAGUUGACCCAGAUGCUGGGAACAAGCUCUACAUAUGGAGAAUCAAUAAUUUCCAGGUAGAAGCAUGGCCAGAAGAUCAAUAUGGGAAAUUCUUCGAGGGAGACUCAUACAUUGUGCUUAAUCAAUACCUGGAUGAGGAAUCCGUCGAGUAUGAUGUCCACUUCUGGAUUGGCCGAUAUAGCUCACAGGAUGAGUAUGGUACGGCAGCGUAUAAAACAGUUGAGUUAGACACCUAUCUUGAUGACAAACCCGUUCAGCAUCGCGAGGUGAUGGGUCACGAGAGUGCGCUAUUCUGCGGCUACUUUAAGCAAAUGGAGACAAUGCGAGGAGGUGUUGAUUCCGGGUUCAACAAGGUCACUCCAGAGGAAUACAAGCCACGUCUCUUCAAAUUCAAUGGCUCCAAGGGCAACAUUCGCAUCAAGGAGGUUCCCCGACUGAGGGAGAGUUUGAACUCUGACGAUGUCUUCAUCCUUGACCUUGGCCUCACUUUCAUCCAGUGGAACGGAAGCGGAAGCACCGGCAUGGAAAGAUACAAGGCGGCUCAGUUCUUAGAGACCUUGAAGGCUGAGAGGAAUGGCCAGGCUGAAGCUACCACAGUGGAUGAGGGAGAUGAAGAGCCAAGUGAUUUCUCCAGCCUCGUUGGCGAUGACACAGAUGAAGCUGAAGAGUCAGAGACGGCUGAACCUGGAGAGAGAGCUCUAUAUGAAUUGUCUGACAGGACCGAAAACCUAGAGUUCACCGAGAGGAAAACUGGUGAUGUCACCAUGGAAGACUUUGAUUCAGAGGAUGUGUUCCUAUUGGACAGUGGAGAUAGUGAGACUGGGGUGUUUGUGUGGAUUGGAAAUGGAGCCUCCAUUGAUGAAAGAAAGAACAGCAUGUCAUAUGCUCAUAAAUAUCUCCAAGCUAAGGAGUACCCAUGGGCCCCUAUUGCCAUUGUUUCAGAGAACAAAGCACCAAAAAACAAAGCAUUCAUGGCAGCGAUUGCAGCUUAGGCAGCAUUGGAAACAUUGCAAUGCAUCAUGGGAACUAAAAUACAUCCUGUGUUUAUAAAAUGAUGCAUUGUGGGAUAUUUUACCUGAUUUAUUUACUUAGUCAUUUUUCGGGUAAAUUGACUCUGUUAGUAAUAUACAUAUAGAGAGUAUUAUAUUCAAAAGGAUAUUGAAAUAUAAUUAUACUUUUAUAAAAACUGCAUGUAAGGCUAAGGUAUAGACAUAUUUGUCCCUUGUCACUUAAAUCGAACGCCAGAUUGAUUGCCUUCGAGUAGAUUCACAUUUCUUCGUGCAAUGAAUAGCUAUUUAGUAAUUACUUUAUUUAGUAUAUGUAUACAGAUUUAUUGUUGCCAUUAUGAUUUGCCAUUAUGGACAAUUUAAUAAUGUUAGUAUCAUAAGCUUCGUGCCAUUGCAUGUCAUAAAUUUGCCAUAUUUAGAAAACAUGAAUCUACACAGUUCACGGUGUACACUAUUUCAGAAAUUCUAGUUAGCUUAUUUCUACCACAGGCUAUACCACUAAAGGAAUAUUUAAUGUCACAGUUCUUAUAAUUAUUGUCAUUGAUUUACCAUAUUCAGAACACUCAAAUAUUCAGCACAGUUCAAGAUGUAUUUCAAGUUGUAGAAUAUCAAAAAUGGCAGCUUAUUAUACAGUGAGUAGAUCUAAAAGGGAUAAAAAGAUACCUGUUUAUCUAACUUUGC